Messenger RNA from Engraulis encrasicolus (European anchovy), 4454 nucleotides. It is a transcript of the gene lrp10, whose product is annotated as low density lipoprotein receptor-related protein 10. Gene Ontology annotation, cellular component: plasma membrane. Gene Ontology annotation, molecular function: protein binding. Bases 764 to 3157 code for a protein of 797 amino acids. The transcript is spliced from 9 exons. Lineage: Eukaryota; Metazoa; Chordata; Actinopteri; Clupeiformes; Engraulidae. The record is from RefSeq and is a predicted model, not a curated record.
CAGUAUGUGGAUUUUGAGUUUUGAAUAGUUGAGUGACCUAUGCUAUCAAAAGUUAGCCAGCGCUUUUGACAGUAGUAGCAUAGAGGCUCCAGUAGCACAAGCUAGCCUCACAAUAGACGGAUGCAUUAUCCCUGCUGGCAAAAACAGAGGUGUUCAGGGUGUGCUGGUGCUAACGGAGAUUGUUAGCAGAAUGUGAAAAAGUUAGCGUUCGUCCUUUGGAGAUUGAUCUGAAACAUACUGUGUGAAAGACGUGUACUUGGUGUUGAAUUCAACAUUGGCGUAGUUAUGAGACCAGUCGAAAUAUUUAGUCUGGUAUAAUCUGCAGGAAGUUAGCUAGCCAGACGGCUAAUUUUCAGACUUGUAGAACACCAUGUACGUCAUUGCUGGGUUGAGCACCAGGAAAUGACUGAGUUGACUGGGAGCAUUUUGUACUUUUUAUUUCCAAUGAACGACGUGGAGCGCCCUAUGCCUUGUUUUGUUGUUUUAUAUGCGAUUUAUAAACUAGAGGCUAUGGUGUGUCAUAUCACAUUAGCCAUGGGUCGUAUCUAGCUUUUUUAAAAGCCAGUUUUUUGUUUUUAAUCCACAGCGCAGUAAACGUCAGGGAUGUUUGUUUUCCCCGCAUAGACGACGUCCUCGGUCCACACUCUACGACUAGGACGCUGUUCUUCUUGGCGGCCUGGUGGAGCAAGGGGGCUAGAGACUAGUCCUCUGUUUUGGUGAAUUGGCGUUCUUCAUGUGCGCCUGAGCCCACAAUAGGACCAUCAUGUCAUUCUCGGCCAAUUGGUGGAUCCUCAACGUCUUAUUUAUGACAGUUUACAGUAACCUGGAACUUGCAUCCAGCUCGGCUCAUUAUGGCGAGCGGCCGGUGAAAGUUUUACCGGAGCGGCAGGGGGAAAUCCGCGGCAUGGUGACCAGCCGCUGGCCCUUGCGGCCGGUCAACAGCACCUGGGUCCUCCUGGCAGGCAAACGGGAGCCGGUCAUUAUCAGCUUCUCACAGUUUUCUGUCCGAUGCGGGAGAGAUUGGCUGACCAUUGCAUCGUCCUCAAGUAAGCCCGUCUCCCUCUGUGGUUACGAGCGGCCGGGGCCCAUUGAGCUGACGGGGCGCGUCACCAUAACACAUCACUUCCUGCCACGCGGAUCUCAGCAGGCGUUUCGCUUGUCUUAUAUCAAAGGUUCCCCACCUUGCACAUGGGAAGAGUUCCGAUGCUAUACCGGCCACUGUCUCCCAAUGGCGUGGCGCUGCAACGGCCAAACCGAAUGUUUGGGGGAGCCUCAUUCCCCUGGCUCAGACGAAGUGGACUGCAUGUACCAGGACUUCAUGAAGCCAGUAGCUGCCGGUGACAUCAAGCAAAAUGUCAGACUCAGCACAAUACCGACCACAACCACCACCACCACCACCACCACUACUACUACGACCACCCCACCAUCCGCGGCCCCCACCCUGCCGGACGGCCGUUGGCACCUCCGCAAGGGCCCCGGCAUGAUGCCCGGCCCUCACAACGGCACGUGCGGUGGGGUGCUGCACAGUUUCUACGGCUCGUUUUGGCCCGCGGGGUGGCUGGUUCCCCCCCAGGAGUGUGUGUGGACGGUGGACCCGGAGGACCCGCGGCCCCUGCGGCUGGAGCUCCAGAUGCUGGAGCUGGGACCCGGAGACACCAUCAACAUCACGGACCAGCGGCACGGGGAAGGCAACGUCAUCAAGACAAUCACCUGCGCGUCCAACUACAAAGUGGUGGAGGUGGAGUCGCGCACAGGCGUCAUGUCCCUGGCCUACCACACCAUGCCGGCCUCCGAGGGCCGCGGCUUCAACGCCACCUACCGCAUCAGCGGCUACUGCCUGCCCUGGGAGGGCGUGUGCGGCGGCUCGGACGGCGGCUGCUACACACAGAAGCAGCAGUGCGACGGCCACUGGGACUGCGCGGCCACGGGGCGCGACGAGGAGGGCUGCGGGGGGUGCCCGAAAGGUCACUUUCUGUGCGGGGCGCCGGGCGCGUCCCACCCGGGCCACUACGGAAGCCGUCCCGUCUGCUUCACCCUCAAGGACCGCUGCAACUACCAGCUGAACUGUGUGGACGGAAGUGACGAGAGGGAGUGCACCAUCUGCCAGCCCGGAACUUUCCACUGCGACAUGGACAGAUGUGUGGUGGAGAGCUGGCGUUGUGACGGCCAGACGGACUGUAAGGACGGAACGGAUGAGAUGAACUGCACGCUCACGUUGCCCCGUAAGGUCAUCACCGCGGCCACCGUGGGCAGCCUGGUGUGUGGCCUGCUCCUCGUCAUCGCCAUGGGCUGCACCUGCAAGCUCUACUCUCUACGCACUCGAGAAUACAGCUUGUUUGCUCCAAUCAGUCGUCAAGAGGCGGAGUUUAUCCAGCAGCAGGCUCCUCCCUCGUACGGACAGCUCAUCGCCCAGGGCAUCAUCCCCCCAGUGGAGGACUUCCCCACCGAGAACCCCAACGAGGCCACCUCUCUGUCGUUGCGAAGCAUCCUGCAGCUCCUCCGCCAUGACAACAGCUCCUCCCCUCGCCGCCGCCGCCGCCCGCGAUUCGUCCGGCGGGCCGUGCGUCGCCUGCGGAGGUGGGGCCUCAUCCCCAGGCCGGCGCCCAGGUCCACCUCCAGCGCCAACCCCACCAGCUCCACCCCCAACCCCACAGACGCCCCCUCUGCUGGCAGCCCGGAGACCAACCAGCCCAGCUCCGGUGGCGGAAGCCAGGCAACAGCCAGGGAGAGCUCCAGCCAGUCACUGCCCCAGAAGGCCGGCCUGGUGACCCAAAGCGAACAGCUGCAGCAGUCUGCAUCUCCACAGGAAACCUCCCAGCUCCCAGUGCCUCCCCCAUCAUCAUCAUCAUCAUCAUCAUCAGCACCCACCCCCACCUCCACCCAGGCUCCAGAACCGCCCCACAGCCUGCCAGUCACCGUGCCACCCCCUCCCAGCAGCCCCUCUCUCUCCUCCAUCUUCCACUCCCUGGGCAUCAACAUCUCUCUCUUCCGGCCCAGCCCGGCCCCCUCGCUGGCCUCGCUGCCGCUCUCCUGCUCCCCCUCCUUCUCCUCCUCCUCCACCUCCACCUCCUCUUCCUCAGAGGACGAGGUGCUGCUCAUUCCCCUGUCAGAGGACACCGUCUCCGUCUCGGACGACGAUGUGCCAAUGCUCACCUGACUCCGUUCUCACCUCACCCGACCCCCCCACCCUCACCCCCUUUGCCAGCGUCCUCUAAAUUAUGAGCACAGGGGGCGCCGUUGUGCACUUCUGCAAUGGCCACGUGCCUUCUUUUCCUGUGUACUGAUUUUAUGAUACUGCAUAGGAUUUAUCCAUAGUGUGUGUAUGCGUGUCUGCCUGUGUGUGUAAAUGUAUGCAUGUGUGUUGAGGGGGGAUUGGGGGGCUGCUAAUGUGUUUCAAAAACACUGAGGAGAGAGGCUGGUGAGCCUUCCAGCCCCUCCCCUUCCCUGGCCCUCCCCCCGAAAAAGGUGUCUUUUAUUGUGAUAUUUUGCUACUGAUGGAAGUGGUGAUUUAACGUUAAGCGUGUAAAAGCUCUCCCCCUACAGUGUAUUUUUAAGCUUCUGAAAGAUGAUGAUGGGGGGAUGGGGGGGGGGGGGUUUGUAUAAUGCUGGCCUCCAAAAACAAAUCAGUAUCCAGUUCUGAAUGAUAGACACUCAAGUGCCUUUUAGCUCGCUUUUCACAGGACUAAUACAAACCAAUAAGACAAGAGAUUAUGGCGAACAACACAUUCACUGACGCACAACCCACAUUGUUCACCAACACAUACACACACAUCAUCAUCACCUCGCCCCUAUCAAGGAAAAUGUCUUUUCCUUCACAUGCUGACAAGGAUGGAAGAGGAAGCACGCUUUGUGGGGUGAAGGAUGUAAAAAUUCACCCAUGCACGCUUAAAGACUGAUUUAGCUGUAUAAAUCUUUGUGGACUUUUGCCUAUUUAGCUUCCUUGGUAGAGCACUUUAUGUCCUUAAAUGCCAAUGCCAACCACCUUGAAUAUUUUUGAUCUGCAUGUCGACAUUGGCAGGAUCAGUGUGUGUUUUUUUAUUUUCCCUGAACCAGUGGCGGAAAAAAAAGCAUUCUGUUGUCCAACUUUGUCAGCCUGCAGAUACAUUGUGUUAUGAAAAUGUUACUUUUAUAGGAAUAAAUGUGGCCGUGAGCUCUAAUGAUACUUCGUUCAUUGCCAUUGGUGAAAUAAGUCUCCAACAAUAGACAAGCUUACCUGUAGACACAACCAUGAUCUGGAUGAUUGAGAAUCUCCAGUCAAUUACACUCCCCACUAUUGAUUCAUGUCAAAAAGGCCCUAGCCAUGGAAAUAAUCCUGAAACAAAAAAAAACUUACAUGAUGAAGGAGCAAGAUGGAUCUAGCCAGUGCCAUUGCUAAUUUAGAAAAUGAGGGAAAAAUAUUUUCUUGUUUUUUAGACUUUCUAGUUUUAUUUUCAGACGAGAUGUUAUGACUUCUG